AUGAGAGUUGGUUUAAUAGUCUCUUUUCAUGUACUAGGGAAAGAAGAAGAAAGGAACAGAAAAUGCUUUCCUGCUAACUGUAUUCACUUGUUGCAGUUACUUCCCAUUCAUGCUUAUGUAUGGAUCAUACAUAUGGCUUCAGACCUUGUUAGUUAUGCUACGAGUGAAAAACUCACUGAAAUGGACUGGACAAAAAACAUUGAGAUUUGUGAAAUAGUCGCGCGCGAUCAUGGACAAGCUAAAGAUGUUGUGAAAGCUAUUAAAAAACGUCUAGCAAGCAAAAGCUCGAACACUCAGCUCUUUGCUGUAAUGUUGCUGGAGAUGUUGAUGAAUAAUAUUGGGGAUCCAGUGCAUAAGCAAGUUAUAGAUGCAGGAGUUUUACCCAUACUUGUGAAAAUAGUCAAGAAAAAGUCGGACCUUCCUGUUCGUGAAAAGAUUUUUCUGCUCUUAGAUGCGGCUCAAACAUCAGUAGGUGGAGCUUCUGGGAGGUUUCCUCAAUAUUAUUCUGCAUAUUAUGAAUUGGUGAAUGCAGGAGUGCAAUUCCCUCAGAGGCCUCAUGACAUCCCAAACCCUCAGCUCACAGUAAACGAGAGUCAGCAUCGUGCACCUGACAAGAAACCUUCUGCUCCUCAGAAUGAAAGAAAUGUGCCAAAAGCACAGACCCAGGUUACUUCUGACUCAAGUAUUCUUCAGAAAGCUGGAACUGCCUUGGAGGUAUUGAGGGAUGUGCUGAAUACCAUCGAUACCCAACACCCUGAGCGUGCAAAGGAUGAGUUCACGUUAGAUCUUGUGGAACAAUGCUCAUUUCAAAAGCAGCGAGUAAUGCAUCUGGCAGUAACUUCACGGGAUGAGAAACUCGUUUUACGAGCGAUUGAGCUUAACGAGCAGCUUGACAUGGUUUUACGGAGGCAUGAUGCUCUUGUAGCUAGUAGAACAAUGGCAGUUGCAGAUCACGUUGACCAAGUACAGGAAGAGGAGGAAGAGGAACAACUUUUCCGACGGAUACGAAAAGGAAAAGCUUGUAUAAGACCCGAAGAUGAAGAGCGCCCAAUAGAUCGACCUCUGGGGUUAAUGGGACAAAUGGCUCAUCGCCCACUCAUACGGCCACUUACAGUCGAGCGUCAGCAGGAAGCCAAUCGACCCACAAAUAUAGAGGCCAAGCAUGAAACUGUUAGGCCUUUACAUGACUCAGAAAUCAAUCUAACGGGUAAACUGGCAGUGUCAAUUCCACCGCCACCUGCCAAACAUGUCGAGAGGGAGAAAUUCUUCCAGGAGAACAAAUUUGCUGAUGGAUGCUAUUCGCAGUCCUUUUUAUGGCUGGGAAUGAGUUAUCAGAGGUCAAGGCUGUUUGAUGCUGUGGGAUUUGCACUUUCUAUCUUGAAGUUAACUUUAAGUAACCGGCAGCACUGCCCCGACCUCCACGUGGGCUCCGGUAGACCUCCACCCUGGCCUCCACCACAACCAUCGGUCAGCCUCGCGCCAUCACCGACAACCACCUCCUAUGCCGUCGCCGCCAGUGCCACCACCGCGACAGUCUUCUCCGCCGCCUGCACAAGCAGCAGACACGCAGUUACUUCACAGAGAUAUGUCUGUCGAAUUCCUCUCUCCGUCCGACCCGAACGCUCCACUGUUGUCCAUUCGGCGUCCAAAGUUCCAGCUCGUCAGGCUGCUACAAAAUAG
Messenger RNA from Striga asiatica, 1680 nucleotides. NCBI's taxonomy places the organism in Eukaryota, Viridiplantae, Streptophyta, Magnoliopsida, Lamiales, Orobanchaceae. The record is from the annotation of a GenBank genome assembly.